UCGUGUCCUCGGGAUUCUCUCGUCACAGUCUCUCUUCCUCGUGCCACUAAGAAUAAAAAGCCCGCUUCACUCAAACUUUUUCACACAUUUGCCUCCUAAACUCUCACGAUGCUGCAGCUGUUGACAUUCCUGGUGGAGAAGCUCUCCCUCGUGUCCAACUUCAAACUUUUUGAGUCCAGCUGGUUGGACGGUAAGGACCAUGAGCUCCCUGCACAGCGCGGUCCGCUGCCGCCCCCCCGGAGAGGAGACCUGCUUGAGGUCCCAAGAACCAUCUUCACCCACUACGGUAUUUACCUAGGAGACAAUAAAGUAGCUCACCUGAUCCCUGACAUCCUCCCUGUGCUUACAAAAGACGAGAAGCUCAUCAGCUCUGUCAUAACAAACAAGAGACUCAUCCUCGGCUGCAUGUAUAAGGCUGCUACGGUACGCGUGGACACACUGGAAGAUUUUGCAUAUGGCUGCAACAUACUGGUUAAUCGUACGGAUAAGUUGAUGAAGGCGCAAGCGUUUCCCAAUGAAGUUGUCGCCAGGAGAGCUGAAAAACUCAUGGGAGCAAUCCCCUACAGUCUGCUGUGGAAUAACUGUGAGCACUUUGUGACAUACUGCAGAUACGGGUCUGCAGCGAGCCGCCAAACAGAGAAGUUCUGUGAGUGUCUGAAAUCAAUCAUCAGAGACCAGCGCAGCGUCAUUGUUACAGGACUGCUUGGAAUUAUCUCCAUCGUUUGUUUUGGCAUGGCACCUUCAACGACAUUACCUACAAUUCUUGUUCCCUUCACUCUGUGGAUGGCCGGUUAAAGGGGCUCAGCACUAAGAACAUGCAAAUGAACUGACUGGCAAAGAAGGCUGACUGGAAACCUCUUCCAAAUGGUGCAUUAUUGUCAUGCGAUGCCUUAUAAGUCUGCUUUACAACAAUACUUUCAUUUUAUUGUGUAGACAAU
Lates calcarifer (barramundi perch) is the source of this 938-nucleotide messenger RNA. RefSeq names its product lecithin retinol acyltransferase a (gene lrata). The record is from RefSeq and is a predicted model, not a curated record. Bases 109 to 795 code for a protein of 228 amino acids. The transcript has 2 exons. Gene Ontology annotation, molecular function: phosphatidylcholine-retinol O-acyltransferase activity. Gene Ontology annotation, biological process: retinol metabolic process. Lineage: Eukaryota; Metazoa; Chordata; Actinopteri; Centropomidae.